Colletes gigas is the source of this 3971-nucleotide messenger RNA. RefSeq lists its product as uncharacterized. Gene Ontology annotation, molecular function: Hsp70 protein binding. The record is from RefSeq and is a predicted model, not a curated record. The transcript is spliced from 11 exons. Gene Ontology annotation, biological process: intracellular transport. Bases 523 to 2649 code for a protein of 708 amino acids. NCBI's taxonomy places the organism in Eukaryota, Metazoa, Arthropoda, Insecta, Hymenoptera, Colletidae.
CGUGUUUCGAACUAUUUUCGAUACACGACUCGGCUAACUUUAGCGUUUUCGUUAGUCCAGUCUUUGACUUUGGCCCGCCAGUUUUCCACCGAGCAGUCGACCGUGCGCCUCGCUGAAAACCAGCCAGUCGGUUGUUCCGAACGUUCGACCGGUUUCGUCUUUCGCGCGGUUCCUUUCGCACAUCGGAUAUAGUUCGGAACGUUUCUGCGUUGUACGACGACGCCACGACAUAGUGAAAUGUUGAUACACGGGGGUGUGGUGUUGCCGAUGAACGACCACCGAAGUCCGAUUCUUUUGUGAAAGUGAGAUCCGCGUGUCCAGAAGUUAAAGUUUACGGCCCCCCGAGGAAGCUCCGGAAGCGAUGAAGUUGACAUUCCCUGGGCAAGUUCGUUUCUUCGUAAUUACAAGUGUAACGAAAGUACUUCGAGGCGACUUGAUCGCUUUUAACAGGGCUUGAAAAGGCUUCGAAAUAUAGGUGGUUGCCUAAGCCCUGACAUCCGAGCACGAGCACAACAGCAAACGAUGGACGACUAUUACAAGAUACUCGAAGUGCAACGGACCGCCGCCAGCGGAGAAAUAAAAAAAGCAUACAGACAAUUAGCGCUGAAAUGGCAUCCAGACAAAAACCCCGACAACCUGGAAGAAGCGAACAAGAAAUUCAAAGAAAUAUCCGAGGCGUACGAAGUACUGAUCGAUGAUGCGAAGAGACGAACCUACGACCAACGAUUGUAUCAGAAGGCGUCUUCGAGGCCCGGCCGUGGAUUCACCAGCCGGAGUUACUUUGACUCUGCUUUCCAGCGAUUUUUCGAAAAGAAAAGGCGAGUCUACGACCAAUAUGGAAAGGAGGGUCUUCAGAUGCCUAGUAACAAGAGGCGACACGAUGAUGACUUUGUUAAACGCUUUUGUGGUAUCUUCACCUUCAAAGACCCUGAGGAAGUAUUUAGAGAAUUCUUCGGUGGUACUUCUUUUGCCGACUUGUACAAGAUGACUGACCUCAAUGAAGGGUUUCACAGGCAUAGCCAUCCAGGCAUUAACAGCAUAAGCACGUCCUUCUUUGUUCCACUCGGGGUCAAUUUUUCACCGUUCAACAACCUUUUCGAAGGUGCAUCAGGUAAUUUUGCCUCAUUCAACACCUUCACGAGUUUCGACGGAACUAGCGGCGGGGGCAGCGGCGGCGGGGGCAGCGGCGGCGGGGGUGGCGGUACUGUAAAACGAACAAGCACUUCGUUCAGAUUUAUCAACGGCAAAAAAAUUACCACCAAAAAGGUUUACGAAAACGGGAAGGAAACGAUAAUGUCCUACGAGAAUGACGUGCUGAAAUCGCAGACGGUGAACGGCGUCCCACAAUCAAUAACGUUUGACGAGGCAUCGACGAGUCGCCAGCUGACCGACAAUGCCAGCGAUAUCGCGAUGGCUGACGAGAACUGGAGACCAGAUGGUGGCCUUAACAGCGUAAAGGCGUUUCUCAAGAGCAAAGAGGAGACGAACAGACCGUCGUAUAAAUUAAAAGUAGAUCCUCCGCAAGAUUCGUCGGAAGAUCUAUCUAAAAAUUCUGCGAGCGAAAAAAUGAAAAGUUCAUCAACAGAGAAUGACUCCCAGGAGUCUUCGUCAAGUUCUAACAAACUUACCAGUAAAACACGUUAUCCUGUAUUAGCUACUUUAAAGUUUGGAAAUUCAUUUGGUAGCAAUGACUUUUCCAAUUCCUUAACCAACAAAACAAAGCCACUGAUAUUGAGGCCGUCUCAAUUGGGAGGUGCAAAGAACAGUCAGCCUGUCAAUAAAAUAGUCCUACAGCCAGCAAAGUUUCAAAAUCCUUUCUCGAGAGCUGUGGCCAAUCUUGUAGAAGAGGAGGAUGAAUCUACAAACCAGAAUGAUAAGAGCAAAGCAGAAGAAAGCAAAAGCGAAGAGAAACCGGCGGAAGAAGCAAAGCCUACGUUUCUGCCAUUGGGCGUGAGUACAAAGGAUAAUGAAAGUAAUAGUGUAAAUAAUUCGGUGACGCCCUGUGCCUCGGAACCGAGCUUCGUCUUUGGCCAAAAUUUGAAGGAGCGAGUGAUGGUUGGAAACGACGCUGAAUGUCCCGAGAACAAUGCCGAAGGUGAAGAAGGAAAGGAGGAGAGUGCCAACGAGAACGGUGCCUCCGAGCUUCUCUUUUCAAAUGCCCCUGCAGUGUGUCGCAGUACGGCCCGACCUGGUCUGACGUUAACGCAAGCGGCGCAAGAACUAGAAGAGGCAAACCGUGCGAACAAAAGGAAAUACAGUCAAGUGACACCGUUGACGGGCGAGGAAGGGGAAACAAAUGUCCUCCAAAUCAACUGCAAACUGUUUGCGUUUGAUAAAGUCAGUGGCGGCUGGCAAGAAAGAGGAAGGGGUACGUUGCGACUGAACGAUCGCGACGAAGAGUCACGUUUAGUAGGUCGCACGGCCGGCACCCAAAGAUUAAUCUUAAACACAAAAGUUUGGCCUGGCAUGACCGCGGAACGAGCCGCCCCCAAAUCGUUAAGAUUGACAGCGAUGGAUGUGCACGGGGACAUAAGAAUUUUCAUCAUCCAGGCGGCGCCCAAGGAAAUCGAACAGUUGCACAAGCUGUUGCAACAGCGAAUCAAACGGGCGCAAGAACGUCAACCGAAAAAACUAGCGACCGAUCACUGACAAUCGAUAAAUCAUUGUUGCGAGACGUUUGCCCUUUGUUACCCAGAAGUCGCUAAUAUGUGAGAAGAGUCGAAGAACUUUUGAAGUAUCGGACCCUAUCUAGUACACGUGCGCAAUAGAAUGGCUAUGAUUUGUGCCUUCCCUUGGAAGACUUAGAUCUGGAUCCCGUGGCACUGAUGUUUGCAGGCAGACAACAAACGAAAUCGUAGCUGUCCCUGCUCACGCAGAUAUUGGAUUAUCCUGAUUUUUCAGUUACGAAGUCUUUUUGUAAUCAUUCCUAAUUGAUACUUUUCUUUUUACACGGAAUUCGAGCCAACGUUUUUGAAGAAUGUGUUAUGUAUGCGCGAGUCACGGAAACACUAGGUAGCCAUUUUUUGAUAAUAGUAUAAUAUAGUUGAUGCAGACGGCUCAUGGAAGUAUUGUAAACGAGAAAAAAAAUCACAAAAUGGAAAAAAAACAAUACGAAUGGUAUAGGUCUUCGCAAAGUUUACUUCAAUUUUUAUCAUCGAGAUGCUCGUCGUUUUAGAUUUUUAUUCCUUCAACGAAUAACAAUACUUUUUCAAUAACGUUACUGUCAGUUUUCAUUAUUUAACACGAAGUUCUGCUACGAGCGUAAGCAAAGGCUCGAUGCACGCACUCCACUAACGAGGAAACGAUCAUUGAUUUUGCACGUGUCGCAAAUCUAUCGUGACACGUUAUUUACGAUUCUCGAGAGCACAAAAGAUAAGCGUCAUUGAACGAUCGAGCUUUGUAACUAUUCGUACUUGUACUUUAGAUUGUAAAUAGUGCCAGGAAGACUCGGUCUGUUUUCUUGUCGUAUUCUCGUGCGUUGGUGAAGUUGAGAGUUUGUGUUCGAGGCGGUUCCUCUCUCUCAUUUUGCUUAGCAAUAUUUAUCGUACGAAGUCUCUCCCGAUCGAUUAAACGAACAACCAGGAGGGGGGGGGGGGGCAAGUCACAAUCGUGUUAGGUGACAUGCAGUAACGAAGAAGAAUAUUGUUACUUAAUGCUAUCCACGAUAAGAUCACAAGUAAUAACUACGUUUCUCUGUACUUGUUACAUACAGGAAGAAAAAUUCACUAUACACAUCAUUAAUUACAGAAAAAUACAAAUGUUUGCAUAAAAAUUUAUGCAGUAGUCUGUGUUUUCAUUUCACCCCUUGGACUCGAUUGGAUGCACGAACGUUUUCCGCCGAUCUCUUAACAAUGUGCAUAGCUAUGCUGGUUCUAAAUAAUACCCCUUUUUCAUUUCGUAUCAGGUUUUUCUUUACAUACCUAUAGUUCGAUCGAACGUAUGGCAUGACUCCAACUACGUAAAAGGUGUUA